This is a messenger RNA of Fulvia fulva, 366 nucleotides long. RefSeq lists its product as uncharacterized. The record is from RefSeq and is a predicted model, not a curated record. NCBI's taxonomy places the organism in Eukaryota, Fungi, Ascomycota, Dothideomycetes, Mycosphaerellales, Mycosphaerellaceae. The coding region runs from base 1 to 366 and encodes 121 amino acids. The transcript has a single exon.
AUGGCUCUGAACCCUCCAGCAGAUAGACAAGAGAUCGUAAAAAGAGGCCCGCUCUGUGGAGAUCCUCGUCGCGGCGAGAAAGAGGACGCCUUAGCUCCACUUCAUACCCGUCAGCUUGUACAUCAGCUUCAUCAGGACCUGCGUCCUAAUCUCAAUGAUCAGCAUCCUCUCCGUGAUCGAGUGCUUGCUGUCGUGCCCGACUUCACGAUCGAAGUAUGUUCCGUGUUGGGCCAGCUCUAUGCUCAUACACCGCAGAUCGCCGUACCUGCCGAGACUAUGGCACACAAAGACGCCGGCAUCGACUGGGAGGCGGAGUUUCAAUACCUCAACGGCGCCGCUCACAAGCGUGCGCCAGUGGUCGCGUGA